AACGUCUUCUGCAGCGGCCGUAACCUGACCCGCCUGCCCGAGGACCUGCCCCCCAACGCCAAAGCCCUCUGGCUGGACGGCAACAACUUCACCCUGCUGCCCGCCGCCGCCUUCAGGAACCUCUCGGCCCUGGAUUUUCUGGACCUGCAGAGCAGCCAGCUGGCCAGCGUGGAGCAGCACGCCUUCCACGGGCUGAGGAGCCUCUACCACCUCCACCUCGAACGCAACCGCCUCAAGCACUUGGCUCCUCACACCUUCCUGCACACCCAGAACCUCGUCUCCCUCAGCCUCAACAACAACUACUUCAGCAAGGUGGAGGAAGGGCUCUUCGCCGGGCUCUCCAACCUCUGGUACCUCAACCUGGGUUGGAACUCCCUCGUGGUCCUGCCUGACAAAGUCUUCCACGACUUGCCCAACUUGAGGGAGCUGAUCUUGGCCGGGAACAAGCUCCCCUACCUCCAGCACCAGCUCUUCUGCAGCCUGACCGAGCUGAAGGAGCUGGACCUGAGCGGCAACGCGCUCAAGGGCAUCAAGAUCAACAUCUUUGUCAAGCUGCAGAAGCUGCAGAAGCUCUACCUGAACCACAACCAGAUCAACGCCAUCGCGCCCCGCGCCUUCAUGGGCAUGAAGUCCCUCAGGUGGUUGGAUCUCUCCCACAACCGCCUCGUCUCCCUCUUCGAGGACACGUUUUUGGGGCUCCUCAGCCUGCACGUCCUUCGCCUCUCCACCAACUCCAUCACCGGCCUGAGGCCCAGGACUUUCAAAGACCUCCAGUUCUUGGAGGAGCUGCAGUUGGGGCACAACCGCAUCCGGAGCUUGGCCGAAAGGACCUUCGAGGGGCUGGGCCAGCUGGAGGUCCUCAGCCUCAACAACAACCAGCUCCAGGACGUCAGGGUGGGGGCCUUCCUGGGGCUGUACAACGUGGCGGUGAUGCACUUGUCCGCCAACUGCGUCAAGGUCCUCCCUGACUACGUCUUCAAGGGGGUCACCAAGCUGCACAGCCUCCACCUGGAGCACAGCUGCCUCGGCAGGAUCCGGGCCAACACCUUCUCGGGCCUCUCCAGCCUGAGGAGGCUCUUCCUGCAGCACAACGUCAUCUCCACCGUCGAAGACCAAAGCUUCGGCGACCUCCACGAGCUCCUGGAACUCGACCUGAAGCACAACAGGCUGAACCACCUCUCGCCCCAGCUCUUCGUGGGUCUGGGCAACCUGGAGUAUCUCUUCCUCUCCUCCAACCAGCUCCUGGAGAUCUCCCGGGACGCCUUCGCCCCGCUCCAAAGACUCUUCUGGCUCGACCUCUCCCAUAACCAGCUGGAGAGGCUGGACAACGCCGUCAUCUCCCCCUUGGCCAACCUACGGUACCUCAGCCUGAGGAACAACUCUCUGGAGACCUUCUCGGUGGGUUUCCUGUGCUCCUCCUUCGCCCUGGAGCAGCUGUGGCUGGGGGGCAACAACUGGCACUGCAACUGCUCCCUGAAAGGCUUGAGGGACUUCUCCCUGCAGCACCCCGUGGUGGUGCCACGCUUCGUGCAGUCCGUGGCCGAGGGGGACGACGCCCACGUCCCCAUCUACACCUACAACAACCUCACCUGCCUCCACCCGCCGGCCGUGGCGGGGCUGGACCUCCGGGACACCUCCGAGGACAGCUUUGCUCACUGCUGA
This is a messenger RNA of Merops nubicus (carmine bee-eater), 1662 nucleotides long. RefSeq names its product insulin-like growth factor binding protein, acid labile subunit (gene IGFALS). Gene Ontology annotation, cellular component: extracellular matrix. The transcript has 2 exons. The record is from RefSeq and is a predicted model, not a curated record. The annotation marks the transcript as partial. NCBI's taxonomy places the organism in Eukaryota, Metazoa, Chordata, Aves, Coraciiformes, Meropidae. Gene Ontology annotation, molecular function: protein binding.